AUGUUUACUGGACCGACUUGCGGUAAAGAGGCGGCCACAUUAAGCUUCAACGGUUCGCAACAUAUGUCAGUUACCAUGGACGCCGAGAUGAUUACCCAAACUGAGGAUAUUGUUUUGAGGUUCCGAACAAGCAAACCCCUGGGCAUGCUGCUGAUCUCGUCCACCGUGGAGACGGGCGACAGGAUCGAGAUAGCCGUGGCCGCCGGCAGGAUACGUCUGGCCGUCCGGCUGGGCGUCAAGGACAAAAAGAAGGAGGACAAGGAAAAGGAUAAGAUUUUAUUGGCUGGUCAAAACGUAAAUGACAAUGAAUUCCAUACAGUAAGAUUCUCAAGAAGAGGGGCUAACCUAAAACUUCAAUUGGAUAACCAAUCACCAGUAAGAGCCGAGUCUCAAGGAAAGUACAACACUCUUCAAUGGAGAACCCUUCAUUUAGGUGGUUUAUAUCAUUUGGAAGAAGAAAUCAGUAUGUCCACAACAGUUCCCAAUUUCGUUGGUGACAUUCAGCAGUUUUAUUUUAAUAAUAUUCCAUACAUUGAGCUUGCAAGGGCGUUAAGCUCUGAACAAUCUAUAUCAGGAUUUCCGAAUAUAAAGGUCGCCGCAAAAUUCGUCAAACACGCCACGGACAAUCUCCACCGUCCUGUCACCUUCCGCUCCAAACACACAUUUAUCGGCCUACCUAUGCUCAGGGCCUACUCCAGCAUCCACAUCGACUUCAUGUUCAAAACUCGAGAAGCCAACGGACUCAUUAUGUUCAACGGCGGCAAAAAAGAAGACUUCGUGGCUGUGGAACUCGUAGAUGGCCAUAUAAACUACAUCGUCAACGUAGGCGAUGGACCGGUUACGUUGAAGGAUACCGUGCGAACGCAUCUUAACGACAAUCGCUGGCAUACAGUUGGUAUAAGGAGGCCAAGCGCAAAGCAGCACACUUUGAUGGUGGACGACGAUAUUGUCAUAGCUGCAAAUCAUGGUGUUGGCAAUCUAGAGCUCGAUGGUAUUUUGUACUUGGGCGGCGUCUACAAGGAUUUGUACGCACAGUUACCGCAAGAAGAUGUUAAGUCCAGGCACGGUUUUGAGGGGUGUAUAGCGGGGUUGGAUUUAAAUGGAGAGAGUCCCAAUAUUAUGGAGGAUGCAGUGGUGCAUAGUUCUUUGGUUACGGCUGGAUGUGAAGGACAAUCAGCAAAAUGUAGUCACAACGUGUGCGCAAAUGCUGGAAUAUGCGUUCAACAAUGGCAUGCUUACACAUGUGAUUGCGACAUGACCACAUACACUGGCCCAACAUGUUCAGAUGAAUCUGUUUCCUACGAAUUUGGACCCAACCGUGGAAUAAUAACGUACACCUUCCCUGAAGACAACAGGCCAGAAAAGCAAGAGGACACAAUCGCGAUUGGUUUUAUAACUACCAAAUCAGAUGCCGUUUUAUUAAGAAUAGUCAGCGGUAUUUCGAAUGAUUAUAUCGAAAUGUAUAUUGUUGAAGGAAACGUAUUUGUAGUUUAUAAUUUAGGAACGAACGAUCACCCAUUAGGGGAGAUAACAGUUAAAGUGAACGACAAUGCAUAUCACGUAGUCAAGUUUCAUAGAUCUGGGCACAAUUCCACACUCCAAGUAGAUGAUUACAACGUACAAACCAGUCAUCCAGAAGGUCAAGAACUCCAAAUCUUCAACAGCCAAUCGCAAAUACAAAUCGGUGGCAAAUGGUCUCGCGGUAAGUCGCGCAUAGAACGUCCAUUCUCCGGAAUCAUAUCUGGCGUGGUUGUCAACGGUCUAAGAGUGCUAGAUCUGGCAGCAGAAAAGGACGUGCACGCCUCUAUCAGAGGCGACGUGCAACUUAUUUCGGGCAUCAUGGAGAGGCACUCGGCAGAUCACUUGCAGAAAAUGCAACAGACGCCUGCCAGCGGUUUUCCGGGCCUCGAAGACGACCUGGUCUUCAGCGGGGCAGGUUCCGGUUGUAACGGCGACGACGAGGACGAGUGUCCGCCGCUUCCGGAAUCCGGUUCCGGGGAUGACGAUUUGAUUACUCCGGUUUACGUGCCGCCUACUAAGCCUGCGCCGACGGCCAAACCGCCCAAAAAGUUGCCGCCAGAGGGCGGUAAGCCUUGUGAUGAUGAGGAUUGUUUCCCUGGAAGUGGGUCCGGUGAGGUUACCGAGGAAACUACUGGAACGCCCAAAGUUACUGAUCCAUCCUCAGAAUCUACCGCAGUAACAACAUCAGCUGGCGGUAACACAAGCUCAAAAACCACCGAAGGCAGCGAUGGCUCAACCACCCAUAGCACAACGCAUCACACCACCACUCAAACCGUAUUCAACCUCACACACUCCACCACACCGAUACGGCAAACCGAAGGCACUACUACAUCAAUCCAACACACCACAAAGGGUGAAACGACGCCAGUGAUUAUCCCGGAGGAAGACACUACCACUACGACCGCGACACGGGAAAGAUUUACGGAUCCGCCUACUGUGAUACAGGCAAGGCCUCCGUUACCUGAUUAUGUCCCAUCGAUUAAUACUUAUCCGAACUUUAAUAACAAGAAUAAGAGACCGCCAGAAAGGAUUAAUUCGGAGACGUCGGAGAUUGUAGCCUUAAUUAUAGGCAUCAUCGCAGGCGCCCUCAUAGCAAUCAUCCUCAUCAUCCUCGUGAUCCUGAAAUUCAGGUCGCGUGCCGACCGCUUCAAAGUUGACGACAGCAAGUCGUUCCAGCAAGGCCCGCAGGCGGCGCUGCUCGGUCACGCGGGUGGCAGCGCCACCAACGGCAGCUCGCCGUACCAGGUGAACGGCGCGCUGCGAAACGGCCAAGGCAACAACGGCGCAGGUGGCGCCGCCGCCGGCCAGAAGAAGAAACGCGACAGCAAAGACAUCAAAGAGUGGUACGUGUAA
Molecule: messenger RNA, 2874 nt
Organism: Brassicogethes aeneus
Lineage: Eukaryota; Metazoa; Arthropoda; Insecta; Coleoptera; Nitidulidae
Source: the annotation of a GenBank genome assembly